Messenger RNA from Notolabrus celidotus (New Zealand spotty), 1305 nucleotides. RefSeq names its product putative E3 ubiquitin-protein ligase ARI6. Bases 1 to 975 code for a protein of 324 amino acids. The record is from RefSeq and is a predicted model, not a curated record. Lineage: Eukaryota; Metazoa; Chordata; Actinopteri; Labriformes; Labridae. The transcript is spliced from 4 exons. Gene Ontology annotation, molecular function: zinc ion binding.
AUGGGAAACGGAUCAUCAUCCGAUGAGAUCCCUGUUGCUCCAACACCAUCCAGAGAAAUACCUUUAACUGCUUCCAGUAGACAAAGGACAGAAAAUUGGAACACUGUGCUUCCAAGCAACACUCCUGGAAACAUAAACAAAGUUGCUGCUCUAACACAGCGGAGUAGCACAGCGCAGUAUAGUCCAAUAAGACGGAGUAAUCAAGAGGAAAGAUGUUAUGAUCCCGAAGAUCUCACUCUUACAUUCGUGGAUGGAGACGAUGACAUGGACUUUGAGCUAAAUGAGUACAAGUCUCUCAAAACAAAGAUGUCCUGUGGUCACACAGUUACCCCGAUGUCUCUCAUGAACUGGUGUCAACGGUUGCUAGACAAGGGUGAGACCAGAUUUGUUUGUGGUGUGUGUCCUGCUAAGUGGUCACAUGAAGAGGUUUAUAAAAAGGCUCUAAUGAAUCCUGAAGAAAUUGAGCACUUUGACAACACACUGUUCAAAAGAGUUGCUGAAGAUCACUUGGGUGUGAAAAAAUGUCCUGGCUGCAAAAGUUUUGCGGUGAGAAGAGACCUGAAUAACCUGAGGGUGAAGUGCACAGUGUGCACAGCUGACAAAGGAAGAACCUACCAGUUCUGCUGGCAGUGUUUGAAGGAAUGGAAACGUCCGUCUCCAUACUCAGACCGCUGUGCAGAAGACGGUUGCUUCAGUCAGCAAAUGGAAAUACUGAGAACAUGUCCAGAGAUCACCUUCGAGGAUGUGAAGAACGUCACUGGCUGUCCUUCUAUCCGUGCCUGUCCCACCUGUGGUGUGCUGAUUGAACACAACAGAAAGAAAUGCAAAAACAUCACAUGUGAACGGUGUAAGGUGAAGUUCUGUUUUGUGUGCUUGAAGCUUGAAACAGAAUGUUUGAAAUCAUCUACACAUUACAAACCUUGCUUCAGUGGUGUUGCCCCACGACAGACCGCCAUACCUGUGUGGAAGAAAUGAGUAUUUUUACUUUUCUGUUUUUCAAACAUACAGGUGUCUUUAUACAUCUGGCAAUCUCAAAAUCUUACACCACACUUAAUUUCAUUAUCAUUAAAAUGUUUAAUCUCAAUCACAGCCUUCUAAUUCUGUAUAGGUUGUAGGAGUAUAUAACGUUCCUGUGCAGUCUGUUGUUGUUUCCACUGUCUCUUCUUUGUUGGUUUUGCUACGUUUCCCUUAAAUGCUAAUUCGAUAUCAUAUAUUAUCAUUAUACAUUGGCGAGGAAACCAGCUGAAAAACGGUUUUCUCAUGAUUUUGCUGAAUUUUUUUCCAAUAAAUAUUUUAAAAAACUGA